GAAAAUAUAUUAUCACUUAAAAUACAAUUCGAUUCAAACAUCACGUUUAGUCUGAAGUUUAGUCCCAAUUUCACGGCCUUAAAUCACAAAGACAAAUUUCUUCUAAGUCAUGUUUGAUUUAUACAGCAUUUUUAUAACAACUGAAGGUAACAGUUUCUUGAUCGUACUGUGAAAUGGCACUAUCUGCCUGAAAAAUGCAUAAUGCUGCCCCUGUAAAUGAAAAAUCCACAGAAUGUGCCAAUCUUUGUUUGAUUAAUUAUCAGAACAAUCUAUAGCAUUAUCAAUUACUAAAAUAAUUGUUAGUUGCAGACCUGCUCCAAGUAUAACACUUAUAGUUGACAAUGUUAAAACGUGUUUGAAAGGCACCACAAGCCUCUGCUCUUCUAUCAGCACUCUCAAAAGCCGCAUGGUUAGCGGACUGCAGAGCCAGCUUGGGUCAACACCUGCAACCUGUGGACGGUCCCAGAGACUGAACAGUGAUAGUGCAAGAAUUGUGAUCCUGGUAACGGGGAGAUAAGAGCUGCUGGCUCUCAGGAGUUCUUCUUCUGUGACCCAGAUAACCACUCCAAAGGUUGGUGUCCACUGUGCACGCCUUGAUCGUGGGGCUGUUCUGUUUGUACAUCCUGUGGUUCGACGACGCCGUCAACGCCAACCCCGUCUGGGGUGAUCCUAAUCUGGUCAAACUAAAUGUAGCCAUAACCUGUGGCUACCUCCUCUACGAUCUUUUCCUGCUAGCAUGUAACUGGAGCACAAUGGGGGACAGCUUUUUCGUCUGCCACCACUUGGCGGCGCUGUACGCCUAUGGAUACGUGUUGACACGCGGGGUGCUUCCUUAUUUUGCCAAUUUCCGUCUCAUUUCAGAGCUGUCCACGCCGUUUGUGAACCAAAGGUGGUUCUACGAGGUGUUGAAGUACCCCCGCUCACACCGGCUGGUGGUGCUGAACGGCGUCGCCAUGGCGGUGGUGUUCUUCGUCGUCCGCAUCGCCGUCAUGCCGUCCUACUGGGCGAGCGUCUUCGCCACAUUCGGCACGCCCGAGUUCGAGCGGCUGGGCCUGGGAGCACAGGUGGCCUGGAUCACGUCGUGCAUCGCCCUGGACGUCCUCAACACCAUCUGGAUGUACAAGAUCGCCCGCGGCUGCUACAAAGUCCUGACGGGGAGAGGCGGGCGGAAGGUCAAGGCCGACGUGGACGAGAAGCACGCGAACAACCACACGGACUAACGUUGGGACAAAGAACCCUCGACCGCAUGAUGGACGCGGGGAGUGGAGGCGUUCCCAACCCGUCUGCCCCUCGGUCUCGGAGUCCUCAGGUUUCCGAUGAGGAGAGCACUCUUUGACUCACGCAAGCACCAGCGAUCCCAACCUCACUGGGGUUUUUUUUGUUGUUUUUUUUUGUCUCUCCUUUCUCCCCCAGUGAGCGUGAUUACUCUACUGCUGGGAGGUAGCUUUCUUCGGUUGCAGACAACAAAUUAGAGUUCACAAGCACACUUUUAGCACCAUCUGUCACUGCUGUCUCUCGCCGUUUCAUCCCCAGCCUCCUUCAGCGCUCAACUUCAGCCAAAGCCUAAUCCUCUGAAGUGCCUGUGGAAAAACAGGAAAGCAAUAAUAGUGGAGGUAUAACAAAGUUGAGGUUUCUUCCCCCCCGCACCCUUUCCCCCAUCCCAUCAUCACCACCUCCAUCCCUCCCUUCAAUGAACAACUGGGAGCUCAUUUCCCGUCCACGGCGGAAGAGAUGUGGUCAACCUACAGGGCUCUUGUCUUAAAUCCAUCAAACCUCAGAACAAGAGACAGAAAAAAAACACCAGGAUGCCUCUCCCAGUUUUUACCUGCUGUGGCCUCCUUAUAAUAAGUAGCGCCUCUCUGCGUCACCAGCCAUGCUUCUCCAUCCAAAUCUCAUCUAAGAACUCGACACCCUCCAAGAUGUUUAUUUUGUUUUGUUUAGUUUUUUGCUGCUACGCCAGUAUCAUUAGCUGUGACAGUACAACAUCCAUUACAACCCUCUGCCUCAGCUGGAAUGUUUUUGUUCUACCUCUCCCCCCUGCCUUACAGACUUUGUAAAUAAUCAUUAUUUACUCAGAAGCGUAGUUUUGUUUGUUUUUUUUUUUGUUUUUUGUUUUAACUAAGGAGAGAGUUUAUCCGUGAAGAUCGUGACAUCGGAAUCUCCGAGGGACUUCCCAUGUCUUCCGGUUUCGGAGGUCAUCGCGGUCCAUCCACCAAAACGCGGCGCCAUCGCUCCGUGUUCUCAGAACGAAUCGUCAGUGCCUCGCAAAAGUUUUCAGACCCCCAUUUUUAACUUCCUUUUGUCGCGCUUCAACUACAAACCUCAAUGUCUUUAAUUGGGAUUUUAUGUGCUAGAUCGACGCAAAAAAAAACUUGUAAAAAUUCAGUCGGAUGGGGAAAAUAAAAUUAGGAAUUUCACAUUUUCUCACGUAUGAACACCUAAAAAGUGUGACGUGCGUGUCAUGUCAUGGCAGUUCCAACUGCAAGUCUUUGUGGGUUACUUCUACAUUGAAAAUACUCUUAUAAAUCUAUUCCAGAUCUCUAAUGGGAUUUUAUCCAAGCCAUUCAGACACAUUUGUUUCCCCUCCAACAAUAUUUAAUUUAAGUAUCUUUGAAUUGACGGAAUUCGCUGCCAGUUCCCAAGAAUUUAUUUAAGCUAAUCUGAACACAAAGCACUUCAUAUCAUCUCUCCACAUUUAUGAGCCACUAUGUCUUGGUCUAUCAUUAAAUAAAGUCAUUCUGUAGUUGCGAGAGUCUUUAGGAAGAGGGGCGUGAACACUUUUGCGAGGCAUUGCAGGCUAAUCCUGAGAUCCGGUACCUACCUGAAAGCAUCGCUGAUUAUUUGACAGGAUGUCAGCAGUAGAGUUGCUUGAAAUCUCUCUCUCUAUUUUGUUUUUUCCCCCCAUCUCGCUCUUUGUUCAUGACUCGGAUUGAUUUGGAAACGCCGUGCUGCUGGAAGCGGCCCGGCAGCCUGCAUGCCCAGUUUUUCCCGUAUAAACUGUAGAUCUUCAUUGUAGAGCAUGGUAAGACUGACAUAUUUCUGUGAUGCCUUAGUGAACUGUCAAGGUAGAGGAACACCAUCUAAUUAUUGAUUGCAUUAAUCUAAUUGUGGGCUGGGCGGGAGCGGGGUAGGGGAAGGGGUUGUCUUCCAAAAUGUGCCCCCUCCCCACCCUUCUCCACCUCCUUCAACACAGAGCAUAGUCAAAGCAUGAACCUCUUGUACUUUUGAUGAUUUCUCCUCGCUGUGCAUGUUACAGUAUUUACACGUUCAGCAUCUAUGCAGGUGCCUUCUGCAUAGCGGUAAACUCUCUUAAUUGUUAACACAUCUUCUAUAUGCCAGUUGCCAGUACUUGUAUUUUGUUUUAUUCUAUUUUUUUUUUUGCAGAUACAGAGAGAUUUCUUUGUAAGAGGUUUGCUAAUAACCACAACCUGGCAGACAGAAACAUGGGAUCUCUCCGAUUUAGUUUCACAAGAAGAAGACAGGGAUCGACACCAUCGCUCUUGGUCCCAGCCAAGGUUUCCUGUAUAAGCACAAACAUUAACCAGAUGUACCCCGGAAGCAGAACGACUGAAUGUUUCUAACUUGCAUUACUGUGGUAGAGCAGUUCAUGAAGUGAACACUGGAGGGAGCAGCGAGAUUGUCAAAUCAAGCUUGAAUGAGAUGAGAUCUGUUACUCCAGUUGUUCUCAAGUCUUUUAUAGUAAGUUCCAUCUCAUUAUGUGAACUUAGACUUUUUUUUUUUAUGUUUCUUCUUAUGUUUAAAAAAAACCCCAAAAAAAAUGAAGUCAGAAUUAAGAGAGUAACGUCAAAAUCCAAUAUGGUUCCCUUCCAUGUAAAACUUAGGGAUGGUUGAAGUAAAAGAAAAGAUAUUUAUUAGAACUUUUAAGUUUUUGUAUGUUGUUAAGUUAGUCUGUCUCUCACACACACACACACACACACACACACAGGUAGUUGUAUACAAGCGCCUCUUGUGAGGACAUUGUUUGAAAGUUCAAAAUACAGAGAAAUGUAGUACAAGACGCACAACGUGAUUGUUUUACUUUUUCUUCUCAACAGUUUCUGAUUUUUCAACUCACAUUUUUGGUCAAUUAAAAAUGUACCUGUCCUAACAAUAGAAUUAAUGUUCAUAGCAAGAUACUACAUUUUCUUCAAAAUAAAUCCAAAAUUAAAAAUAAAAAACUGGAAUAUUCUCCAGGUUAUGGCAGAAUAUAUAGCUCACAACAUUUUCUUUUAUUUGCUUUUCUUUCUUCUAUUUUUUUUUGUAGUUUUUGCACAGCUGAAAAUGUACACCACUACCAGCUAUUCAUGUUAGAACUAGAGGCUCCGUGUAGUUCUAACAUCUGGAGCUUGGGUGAGCUCCGUGUGUUUGGGUGAGCAGUCGCAGUGACACAGCUCCACAGCUAAAUGGGAUUUUCAUUAUUUAAAAACUAACAAAUGAUAACAGGGUCCCAGGGUUAAACUGUCUUUAGCAUCUUGUAUUCACAGUAGCACUAAGCAUAAACAGCAGACCUCUACCUUAACUGUGAGAUUUCCCAAAAAUGGCCGACGUUUUUUUUUUUUGUUUUAGUCCAACAUGAUCGAUGCAACUGACUAUUUAAAAGAAUAAAAAGCACUUUCUGCUGUAAUGCGUACAGCUUCCAGUAUCCUGCAGACGUCCGACUCAGUCAACAGCCAGCCCCAAUAAAAAAAUUGUUUCCCUUCUUGUGUGUUUAAAAGAGAAAACAUUUCUCUCACCAGCUUCUUUGGAUCUCUGAUUGUUAUUAGCUUGUAAAGCUGAUGGCAUUUAGAACGGUCGCCAUGAAUCAUCAACGCGUUAACACUUUGGCACCAGGGCACAGUUGAGUCGAGUUUGAUAUUAUUUCCAGAUCCGAGAGGCAGCGACAUGUAGCCAGCAGCUCUUGCUUCAGGCUCACUACUGGGUUUUCUUUUUGUGUUUUUUUUUUUUUUUUCUACACUUCAUUUCAUUUCCGUUCCUUCAACUCCACUUUGCAAAUAGUGAUACCGAACUCUGCUCUGGGUAAAAGGCAACCCGGGUAGCGGUUGAGCAUUAGGCUCACAUUUUCGUUGGUCAUUUUCAAAUCUAGCUCGACUUUAUUUGCUGUUUAUUGACUCUAAAAGAAGAAUUGAUAUAACCUGUUCGGUUGAUUCAAACGUUCACAUCACUACUCGACUCCACAUAUUGUAAAAGUCGCCUGGAUGUAUGGGUCGUUUUGGCCGUCAGGGACGGUCUAGUUGUAUUUUUCACUGUGGAAAUCUAAAGCACACUCCCUAUCUCUGGGAUGUCCCUUAUUUCUGUCUGCCACUUACAGAGGAGGGGCUACAGUCUCUUGUGCCUUUUUUUACACAAACAGUGGAUGUUACAGUCAGAUUCGGAUAAGCAUGAUUAUGUCCUGGCAUACAUGCCGUGUGUAUAUUUUUCUAAACCCGCCUGCACAACGAUUAUCUGGUCGAGUAUCCUAACCCAAAGCUGAUCCCUAAUGGGGAGCCCCCGUUUUUUGUUUUUUUUUUGUGACGGUUUAUCGGCGGGGCAUACCAAUGUGAAUUCUGGGAUGUGUUAUUUAAUGGCAUUAGGGCGACUUUAAGACAAUAAUGGCAAUCAGAAUAUUCCGGCGUGUAGGGAUUUUACUGAACAAUUUUCGUCUCAUUUCUUUGGCCUGUUAAGGAAAAAAAAAUCUAAGAAAAAUCAUAGAUUUCCUGAGAGUGGCUGAGCUGAGAUGAAUCAUCCGAUAGUAUUUCUGGGUCUCCUUUAGUUUAGACAGAGGCUGCUCUUUGACCCAGCACUCAUCGCACAACGUGAGAAGCAAACCACCUAGUCAUCUGCAUACAGGAGGACUUUGACAAUUGAUGAAAGUGGGAUUUUAGUUUGGCCUCUCACCCAGGGCUUUGUACAAAAAAAAAAACCUGAAUGUGACAGUGAAUUAAUGUGGAGUCUGACUAUGAUUUGUAAUCAGCACCGUCAGGUUGGAACAACCUCGAUGGCCUCGGAUCAGAUAGGAGACAGCUGCUCGUUGACGAAUGAAUUACAGUAUUUAAACCCAAACGUAUAACUGAAAAUGUAUAUGAAUCAUGUAAAACCUUGAACUGAUCAAAAUGAUUGACCUCUGCGGUGCAACUUAUAACGAAGUUAUUACUUUGAAGCGACUAUUAAGUUUUGUUUUCUUUUCAUUCUCUGAUGUCAAAUGUGGUGAUCUGUACACAAUGAAAGCUAAUUAAUUGAACAUCUCAAGGAUGGCAGCGUUUGUUCGAUAGUGGAAACUGAAUGUAAAAAGUAAUAAUAAUAAUCAAAUGUCUUGCCUGGAUUUUUUUUUCUUUUCUUUUCCAGUGAAUAACCUUGUCAGUGUGGCUUUCCUUCCUCUUCGUUUCAUCUUUUAAUGCGAUGCAAUCGGUACGACCUUCUUACUUUUCUCGAUUUUAAUGUGAAACGGCCUACACUACGAAAAGGCCCACCGGGUCACUGAGUUCUACCACAUGACUCAGACUUUUGUUCUCUACAAUGACCACUACUAAUUAUCUUGUAAUUGUAGUGAUAAAACGCUGAGAAUUACUUGAAAGUGUUGUUCUUCAAUAAAGAUGAACACGAAAAGUUGA
Xiphophorus couchianus (Monterrey platyfish) is the source of this 6587-nucleotide messenger RNA. RefSeq names its product TLC domain containing 4b (gene tlcd4b). Lineage: Eukaryota; Metazoa; Chordata; Actinopteri; Cyprinodontiformes; Poeciliidae. Gene Ontology annotation, biological process: lipid homeostasis. The record is from RefSeq and is a predicted model, not a curated record. Bases 753 to 1220 code for a protein of 155 amino acids. The transcript is spliced from 6 exons. Gene Ontology annotation, cellular component: endoplasmic reticulum; membrane.